AAAAGGUCAGAGGUCAACCUGCACUCGAACUGAUUCGACUAUAACCACCAGCGUUUGUUGUCCUCAACCACCUCCCAUCACAUCUUCUCGUCCUCUCAUCUUGGAUGAAUCCCUUCACCCUCAUCACACCCUUGAUCUUGCAUAUUCAAAUCCAUCAAACAACACCAAUCCUACCACUGAAACCCAAACCCAUCCUCUUCCGAACCCUCCGCCCAAUAAAUUUUGGCCGUUAUCGCGUCUUCCUUAUCAAUCACCUACGCCAGGUCUAAACUCGCCAACCAGCCUCGAUCGUGUCCUGUACCCCUUGCCUCCCAUUCUCUAUCUUACCAAUCGUCAAUCCUCAGACGCCUCGGUGCAGUAUUCACACGUUGAUUCUCUGCGACUGCUGGGUUCACCCGCGUUUACACCUCAAAGCAAUGGCGGGAAGCCGGAAGGGAAAAGACACCUUGCUGGCGAAUGGUCAUGCGAAACUCAACCAGGCGGUGCAACAGAUUGAGGAGGACAUUUACCAGGAAGAGAACAUUUUCUUGUUCCUUCCCAAUGUCAUUGGUUAUGCGAGAGUCAUCCUCGCGAUCGCUUCCCUUUACUACAUGCCCCUUCACCCACGGACAUGUUCCGGGUUAUACAGUAUCUCCUGCCUCCUCGACGCUGCAGAUGGAAUUGCCGCCCGUCGGUAUAACCAGUCAACCACCUUUGGCGCAGUCUUGGACAUGGUCACUGAUCGAUGUACCACCUCCUGCUUGCUCGUCUUCCUCGCUUCCGCUUUUCCACGCUGGAGCAUCAUCUUCCAAGGACUCAUCAGUCUUGACCUCGCCAGCCAUUACAUUCACAUGUACGCCACCUUGACCAUGGGAACCAGUGGGCAGAGUCAUAAAAAGGUCGAUUCCAGCAGGAGUUGGAUUUUGCAUCUCUACUAUACCAACAGGACCGUCCUUUUUGCAUUCUGCGCCUUGAACGAACUCUUCUUCAUUGCCCUCUACCUUCUCUCUUUCUCCUCUCCACUACUAUCCCCUUCUCUUCUUGCCGCGAACAAUAGCGGAGUCGUGUCAACCCAGCCAGGCUCUCCUGCCCACCCCAGACCCAGCACCCUGUUUUCCAAUCCAUGGAGUGCCGGAGCUUUGGAGAUGGCUCGUGCGAACAAGAUGGACAGCACUGUCCCGUGGAUCCUAGCCGGCAUUAGCUUCCCAGUCAUGGCUGGCAAGCAAGUCAUCAACGUCAUCCAGUUGAUCAAAGCCAGCAAGUGGCUCGGCGAAGGUGAUGUGGCCAACAGAAGGAAAGCAUUUAUUGCCGCGGGCAAGAAGAAGGCCUGAAGACAAUAGGCAAGAAAGCCGGAGAUUGAGAAUUGCAUGUUGAGCAGUGCUCAGCGUUCCCAAUGAACUCGGUCGGCAGCCCGUGUGCCGACACACGCCGAGAGGAAGAAAGAGCUUCAGGGGACACGGUGCUUGCUCCUCUUCCGGAGAUUCAGUCUGACACCGAGGUCAUUAAUUCACGACCGGGCUGUCACCUGGAGACGUAUUCGUCCACGGCGUUCUAGCGUUGGCUUUGACUGUCAGAAUAGGCGCAGAGCAUGACAUUGGUUCGAACGAAGCUUGGAAGCUAGGAUUAUCUUUCAAGUCUGGCGCCAUAUGGAGUGAGUGUUUUUCAAGGUAUGAAGGUGGCCUCUGGGCAGAGUAGAUUGGGCGGUGCCAUGGUGUUGCGAACAACUAUGGCAUUAUUAAUGUGAAGUAUGGUGGUUAUGAUAUGCUCAGUAUAUUAAACACGAUAACAUUGUGAACCUUGCCAUGAAA
Messenger RNA from Exophiala mesophila, 1787 nucleotides. RefSeq lists its product as uncharacterized. Gene Ontology annotation, cellular component: membrane; Golgi apparatus. Gene Ontology annotation, molecular function: CDP-diacylglycerol-inositol 3-phosphatidyltransferase activity. Gene Ontology annotation, biological process: phosphatidylinositol biosynthetic process. NCBI's taxonomy places the organism in Eukaryota, Fungi, Ascomycota, Eurotiomycetes, Chaetothyriales, Herpotrichiellaceae. The coding region runs from base 417 to 1310 and encodes 297 amino acids. The record is from RefSeq and is a predicted model, not a curated record. The transcript has 3 exons.